AGUAACUGUGAGAAAGCAAAACCCAGGUAUCUAGGCCCUUUCCAACUCAUUGGAAAAUCAGAGGGCGGGUCGUAUGUGAUUUGGGAACUUGAUGGAACAUUUGUCAGGCGUGGUGUAGCACCAUUCUGGAUCCUACCCUAUCAGGCUAGAACACAGGAAUAUGUCCCG
Messenger RNA from Punctularia strigosozonata HHB-11173 SS5, 168 nucleotides. RefSeq lists its product as uncharacterized. The transcript has a single exon. Lineage: Eukaryota; Fungi; Basidiomycota; Agaricomycetes; Corticiales; Punctulariaceae. The annotation marks the transcript as partial. The record is from RefSeq and is a predicted model, not a curated record.